AUGGAUUAAUAACAUGCUUCUAGUUAAGGAACAAUUCUUACUUGUGAAAGAGAUUUUAAUCUUGUAACAGGUGAUCAUGCAGUGGCUAAUUUAUCUAUUCUGGACAACAAAGCUAACUAAACUGUGCUCAACAAUGUAAAUGAUGAAGAUAACUUAAAUUAAAAAAUACUACUACAAAUGGAUGGGAAAAUAGAAGUUGAGGAGAAGUAAGAAAAAGCUAAGAAGCCGAAGUCUGAUGAUACUGCAGGAGAUAUAUUUUUGUUGAUGUUUUUGGACAAGACAAGAAAGGUCAAGAGAAAUGGCUUGGAAAGACCUUUUCAUACGUUUUAAAAACUAACUUGGAUAGAGCUUUUAAUUUAGAUAACGAUGGUUACUGUUUACAUAUUUAUGAUAACUGUUUUUGCUUAUCUAUGCACUAGCAUCAAUCCUAUUGAUAAAAAUAUAUCAGUGGAAAAAGAAAAAAUAGAAAAAGGACAGCAGAUUGUUAACACUCAGUUUAACUUGAAGUGUUAGGUUUGCGACACCCAUAUCCACAAUCGAAGCAAGCAUUGUGGAGUAUGCAAUAAAUGCGUUUAAAAAUUUGAUCAUCAUUGCUUUUGGCUAAAUAACUGCAUUGGCUAGCAUAAUUAUACAAUCUUUAUGGUUCUUAUAAUAAUAACUUUUAUCCAUACUCUAUUUUCAAUGGCAUUGUAGUCAUAUCUAAUUUAUCUUUGGAAUACAAGCAAAUAAGAUGGCUAUUAAAAUUAUGAGCAAUACAGCAAAAACGAUAUCAGUGUCGGUUGGCUUGUAGGAGUGAGUAUUACUUUGAUAUUCAGUACUUUGAAAGGCCUAGGUUUAUCAUAAUUAGUUGGCUGGCAUAUCUAUUUUUGCUGUGUUGGCAUUACAACUUUUGAUUAUAUUUAUGAAUAAAGAAAAAUUGAAAUUGUGAAAAAGAGUUAUAAGAAGUAGAAAAUUACAAAGGAGAGAUGCUAGUAUAAAAUUAGAAAGAUCAAAAGUGCAAGGAAGCAUAUUAAUUAAAAGAAAAUUGUGUCAAAAUUAUUGGUCUCUGUUGAUAAAUAUCAAGAUGAGUAGCAAAAUAAGGAAGACACAGAUAAGAAUUAGCUUUCUGUUAAAAGUAGUGAGGAUAUGAUUGCGAAUGAGAAGAAGAACAUGCAGAGCCCCACAAGAACAAGAUAGCUUAAAGGAAUUGGAAUUUCUUUGAAUUAAGACUCAGAAGAUUCACCCUUGCAAAUUUGA
Molecule: messenger RNA, 1236 nt
Organism: Stylonychia lemnae
Lineage: Eukaryota; Ciliophora; Spirotrichea; Sporadotrichida; Oxytrichidae
Source: the annotation of a GenBank genome assembly